Homalodisca vitripennis (glassy-winged sharpshooter) is the source of this 3245-nucleotide messenger RNA. RefSeq lists its product as uncharacterized. The coding region runs from base 393 to 3050 and encodes 885 amino acids. The transcript has 2 exons. The record is from RefSeq and is a predicted model, not a curated record. Lineage: Eukaryota; Metazoa; Arthropoda; Insecta; Hemiptera; Cicadellidae.
AGGAGACUCAGUCAGUCAGUCCACGUCGUCUGCGAGGUUCAUGUCCGUGCGUCUCCGGUGAUCGCAUGCUAAUCCACUCACUAAAGUGUCGGACUUCACUUUUCUUGUCUGGACGUAUUUCUAGAAACAUGUGAUGUAAAGAUAAUUCCGUGUACACGCAUGUUUCAUUUAAUAAUUGAAACUUUGUCAUUCAGUGUUGUGUGGUUUUGUUUUUCUCAGAUUUAAAAGUCAUUUUAGUUGUUUUCACACCUGUCCGAUUUGUGUUGUUGAGUUGUCUAGCAUGCGCUCAUUCGGACCGAGGAGCAGUGCCGAUGACCCGCAGAUUUGAACGGUCGGUAGCGAGGAUGUCCGGUAGACUGUGACAGUGCCGCAAGCCACACGAAACGACCACCAUGCGGAAGGACAUCAAGAAAUCGUCCUACUACGUGUGGUUCCUGGGGGCGCAGGAGGCCAAAGGACUGCGAGGCCUGGAGUACAUCACCCCCGUCAUCAGGAGCCUGGUGGAGCAGGAGCGGGAGAUGGAACCGUUCAAAGUGACGCUGCAAGUCAGCCACAAGGGAUUGAAGAUAGUGCAGAACGUUCCGGGCCCGGGGGUGGGACCGGGGGUGGCGGGAGUGACAGUGGGGGCGGCGGUCAAGCCCACCAAAGCCGUGGGUGGUGGCAGCAAACCCGAGGUGGUGAAACACUUGAUCCCGCAUCACGCAGUCACUUGCGUCCACCAACAAGAGGACCUGGUCGCGUGUAUCCUCCUACUGUACAACCCGGUCACUAAGUGUCCUGUGCACGUCCACGCUUACCGUUGUGACUCCGUGGAGACUGCGACUGUGCUUCACGGACAACUGCGCGUUCUCAUCGAGCGACCCGACAACCAGAAGAAAUUGUCAGAGAUAGAGGCGCGGCUGACAGCCAAGGGGCUGUUGUUGCCACAGGCCUCCGUUCGGCGGCGGGUGGCGCCUCCGGGUUCGGACGGUCGCAGUACCAGAGAGUCCGAAUCGUCAGGAGGGUCGUCGUCCGAGCGGCUCUCAGGCGUAGGUCACCAGGAGAGAAUCGCCAAUUUGUACGACUCUCUCGCUGCCGAACUCAGAGAGAAGCUGGGCUCCGGAGGCCCUCAGGCACACGCGCCCAUUCUGUUGCCACCCAGGGACUACGACACGGUUCAUCGCCAGAAAGGAAACCUCUCCGAGAUCAACGCCAGGCGAUGCUUGAAUAUGAAUAUCGUAGGGAUGAAUGCUACCGCCCCGCCGGAGGGAGCCACUGGCCUCAAGCCGACCUCCACCCACGGGCCGGGGAAGAUCGGAUCUAGCGGUGGUUCCAGCGGUAUUGGCUCCGACCACGCGCCUAGUCCCGACCAAGAGACAGACACUAGAUUCUUGGACAACCAUUCAACUUCGGAUGAGGAAUGGAAUACAGAGCCAACCAAGGAGUCGCUGUUUCUGGUGCAGCCCGGGCAGGGCAGCUGGCGCAGCAGUGGAGAGAUGUCACUGCCGCGUGCACGCCGUCUCAACAGCAGUGGUUUCGACCCACCGACGCCCGUACCUGACGGCGAACUGGUCUCACGUCGCCGCAGAGUGAACAGUAGCAACUGUGCUGACUACUACCGCAGCCGCGAGCCGGCAGAAGAGCCGUCCAUAUAUCCCGAUAUGACUAAGCUGAAGAAACAACACAGUGCCGACUCGUUUUCUCAACCCGGUUCUAACACGCACCAACCGGUGGCCCAGCGAAGACGAAAGAAUGCUGAAGAACGCCAGAGGUCUCCCUCGCCCACCAACACCAAAUCUACAAUAGGCUCUUUGACUCCAAGAGAUAGGUUUAACGAUGCGAAAGAGAAAUUCUUGUCUCUUGAAAGGGAAAAACAAGAGGAACGAGAAAGGCAAGAAAGAGCACUGAUUAACGAACGAAGGAGAAACAACCAGCCCAUCGAACCUCCUAUUUCACCCUCUGUAAUGCCGGUUAUGCGAUUGAGGCGUAUGAACAGUUGGUCGAGAAGUAAAGAUUCGGAGGAAGAGGUCGAAGAAUUGUCCCAGCACGGGUACUCAGCGAACGAUGACAACUACAAAUAUCACAACGAGAGAGAAUACGUACACGGUUUGAGGCGUGAACCAUCGUAUUUAAAAAGCCACUCACACGGAAGCAUUCCGGAUUCUGAAGACAAUUCAAUGAUGCAACACGGAAAACCGAGUUUGCCUUAUGUCCACAGAUCUGAAGAACAGCGUCGAAAAGUGAAUCCUAGUCCUUCUACACGUAAUAUAGAUAGCCACGGUUAUAACACACCUGAAGAUAAAUUUAAUCCUCCGAUUAACCGGAGGUACGCUAGUCCGAGAAGAGAACACAGUCCUGCUAUGAAGAAUAGGAAGGAAAGAUGUAAAAGUCCAGUGGGGAACAUUCCGAGAUCGAGUCCAAUGAAAUAUCCUGACGAUCCUCCAAUAGAAGAUACACAUUCGAGGUACGUAGGGAAAAUACCUAGAAGUCAUUUAAAUAUGAACCCUGUGCCAUUUGCUGAAAACAACAGUGCGAUACCACUAGAACGAUAUAGAAGCCCUCCAAGAGUUUCUACAGCUCCAAGACCUUCUCCUAGGCAUCAGAGGUACCCGACACCGAAUAGCGAAGACGAAGAUGACCACGAUUAUAGGAACGUGAUGCAUUCUGAUAUGCGAAAUUAUCCUCAACGUGUGUAUGAUAACAACGACAAAAAGCGAAGGUCAAUGUACGAAUCCAUUGAGGACGAAAGAAGAAGGAAUUCCAACGAACUAGCAAAAGAAUUCAAACGCAGGUCAUUCCAAGAUCACGGACCUACAAUGGAAAUCUGUGCCAACAGUUUAGAUUAUCAAGAACUUGAUGAACGUGAAAGAUACCCAGGACUAGACCGAGAGACAGCAAGAGUUCAUCCAGCUGAUGAAGUUCAGACUUCUUCACCGAGAUAUCGUCAUAGUUAUGCAGAACCUUUUCAUCAGUACCAGCCGACACUACAGCCUCAUCACGAGAUGUUACAUCACACCAACAGCUCCUUGUCGUCGGGUCGGGUAGGGAUGGCAGCCAUUCACCCGUACUGACAUUCUGCUUGCUACGUGCUGUGAUGUACAGUACUUACCUUUAUAACAGGAUUAGCCUGUCCCGACAGCUUCGUAUAAUCAACCAGAAUAACAGCAAGAUCUCCCCAAGAGGUUCUACAGUAUAUAAGUACAGUAAUAAAAUAUUAAAACCCUGUUUGAUCAAAGAAGAUUGCAAUGUAAUAGUAUAGCUAGGGA